Tetrahymena thermophila SB210 is the source of this 1370-nucleotide messenger RNA. RefSeq lists its product as hypothetical. NCBI's taxonomy places the organism in Eukaryota, Ciliophora, Oligohymenophorea, Hymenostomatida, Tetrahymenidae. The record is from RefSeq and is a predicted model, not a curated record. The transcript is spliced from 2 exons.
GAUAAAUGCAUUUCACUUAAAUAUUUUUUACAAACAAAAAGCUAUUGGUUGUUUAUUAAAUUAAUAUAAAGUAUAAAAAUCUAAUAAAACAAACUCUGAAUUAUUUAUUAUAUCAGAAAUUUGAUUAGAUCUUAAAAGGGAUGAUGAAAUUUUAAACGAUAGCUAUCUAGUUAGUCUUAUUAAUUGGAAUAUCGACAGCUAUGAAUCCAGAUAGCUGUGAUAUGUUCACCAACAUGUCUUGUACUUUAAGUAUUACUUCUGCAGUCAAUAACUGCAAAGAAAGCAAGGAUAUCUCAAAGUGUUACAGUGAAUUUUAAGCUUAAAAAGAGUGCAUUAACUGCACAUGCAAUAUAUUCCCAAGAUAUUGCUCAGUAAAAUCUGGAGAGAUAGAUGAAAAUGGAAGCACAAAUCCAUUUUCUAAAGUAAAAACUAGCAAAGAAGACACACACUAUAUUGAUAUUCAAAAAAUUCUUCUCACUGCUAUUUAAUGUGAUCCAAAUCUAUUCUAAACUUGCCAGACAAAGAUUAAAUACAUUUCAGGUGAAUGUUUAAUGUCGAAUGAUAGCAAGCCACUAAUUUCCUGUAUUUAAGAUAAGGUUAAAGAUACUGAAUGCAACACUUGUGUUUGCAAAGUCCUACCUUAGUUCUGUGACAAGGAGCAAUUAGACAAAGCUGAAAAAGAAAAGAAUUCAAAGUCAGCACCAUCAAAUGGUACUCCUAAUAUUGGAGAUGUUCUCCUUGGUGGAUUAUUUUAAUCUGGUUUGAACUCUGAUAAAUUAAAAGAUAUGUUAUCGAAUGGUUCUGUUAAAGAUAAUGUUACUAACUUACUUUAGGAUCAAGGAAUCUAAAAUAAAGUCAAGGAACUUCUGAAAAAUCAAUAAAUUACUGAUUAACUAAAAAACCUUAUUCAAUAAAAUCCUGAAUAAGUUUCUAAAGUAGCAUAAAACUUAGCAGACAAUAAGCAAACAUCGAAAAUAGUUUAGGAAUUAGCUGAGUCUUAAAUUCAAAAAGAAAAAGAAAAGCAAGAAUAGGAGAAAAAGAAGCAAGAAGAAGAAGAGUAGCAAAAGAUGAAGAAGGAAUGCACAAAAAGUCUAAAAAGCAAAUGCUAAAUAGAAUUCUUCAAGCUUUUAAAGAAAUGUCCUCCCACUCAAAGUGGUCAUUUAGCCUGUAUUUACACUUAAUUAAGUGGAAAUGAAUGCGAAGCCUGCAUUUGCUCAUUUAUUAAAAAUGCAUGCAAGUGAUUUGAUUUUAUAAGCAUAAUUUCAAUAGAAUAAAAUAAAUACUAAAAUAUAAAAUAUUUAUUAUUAGCACAAUUUAAAUUUAUGAAUAAAAAAUAUAUAUCAUAUUGAUUGAUUGAAUGAAUUUAUUUC